Microthlaspi erraticum is the source of this 1116-nucleotide messenger RNA. Lineage: Eukaryota; Viridiplantae; Streptophyta; Magnoliopsida; Brassicales; Brassicaceae. The record is from the annotation of a GenBank genome assembly.
AUGGCAAACUUUGAGAGACUCGCCAUGGUUACACCCAAUGGAGAUGAUUCAAUGAUUCGAGUGAGAGUUGAGAACGUGUGGUCUACUCUAGAUGUCGAGAAUGGUGAAGGCCUCAGUUUCCUGGUGGUUGAUGAUGAGGGCACAAGGAUGCAUGCAUUCGUCCAGCAUUUUGCUGAUGCCAAGAGAUUUAAGAGACUUCUUCAGAAAGGAGACUGGUUCACGAUAACUGGUUUCUCAGUUGUUAUUGUCCGGAAUGAGAUUCGUAUGACUAAACAAAGAAAAGAGAUCGUUCUCAAGCGAAACACAGAAGUUGGUGUUUCAGAAUUGUUCAAUGGUUUUAUUCCGCUAGAUUUGGUUCCAUUUCAGGAUGUUAAGAACGGAACUGUUCACGAUGGAACUUCUUACACUAGAGACUUUCUAGGCGUCAUAUCUUCUGUUUCAGAUUUCGGCCUCACAGUGGAUGACUCUAUGCCUAGAAACAUACAUAACUAUGAUCCUAAGACCACCGGAUCGAUUGACUUUGUUCUUGAAGACAACGAUGGAAAUCAUCUAAACUGUCGUGCAAAGGGGAUCUUGGCGGUUCUCUUUAAACGUAAUUGGCUAUGUUAUGGUGAAACCGGAACAAACAUAUGCCUAUUAACCAAUUGGCGUGUUGUUGGAAGAGAUGGUCCUAUUCAAGUCGAAGAUGAAGAAGGGAUUUCUACUUUUGAGUAUGAUCCUCCUGGACACCACGAAGUGGUACAUUUCACGAACAUAUUGAGGCAAGUAAAAAUCGAAGUCUUGCUACAGGGAAGGAAAUUGCGAGAGCUUAGAGGUUUACCUGACCUACAGAACGGAGACGCAAGGGCACAGUCCCGUCAGCUGCAGAGAUCGAUUUUGCUGGUAACAGAAGAAGAUGAAGAAGACGAGCGGAGAAGUGUUAACGCGAGGAGCAUAAAGGAAAAAGAAGAAGAUGAAGGAGACGACCGGAUUUUUGUCGAAAGAGAAGAUGUUGCGACGAUAUCGCGAAACAAAGAAAUGGUAACGGCGAUUGUCGGCUCAAUUCCAAAUUGUAAAGUAAAUCAGUCGGUUAAGCUAAACCGAACAAAAUUGAAUUCAAUCGCUCGGUUUACCUGA